AUGCAAAACAUUAUGGAGAAUGUUUCUAAUAUUUUAGUGUUUUCUCUCUCUGGAUUAAAUAUGACAAUGGAAGAAAGAUAUGUGAUUUUUUGUUUGACUGCAUUGCUUUAUCAGUUUAUAUUAUUGUGUAACAUUACUAUUAUUUUUUGCAUUGCCUCAGAUAAGCAACUUCAUGAGCCUAUGUACAUAUUUUUGUGCAGUUUAUGCAUAAAUACAUUAUAUGGUACUUCUGGCUUCUACCCUAAAUUUAUGUAUGAUCUAUUGGCCCCAUUUCACAUUAUUUCAUAUGCAGGAUGUCUUACUCAGGUUUUUGUAAUUUAUUCAUCUGCUUUGUGUGAUUAUUCAACUUUAACAGUAAUGGCGUAUGACAGAUAUGUUGCAAUAUGUAAACCAUUAGAAUACCACUCAGAAAUGACAAAUCAAAAAAUUGUAAAAUGCAUAAUAUUUUGUUGGAUUCCACCAUUUAUUUGCAUGUCUGUUGUAGUAUCAUUAGCUUCAAGACUAACCCUAUGUGGCUCAACAAUCGAAAAGCUUUACUGUGAAACCUGGGCAGUUGCUAAACUGGCCUGUUCCACUACAACAGUAAAUAAUGUAUUUGGAUACAUAGUUAUAUUAACAUAUUUUGGGCAUGCAAUACUGAUUGCAUUCUCAUAUAUUCACUUGAUAAAUUGCAGGAAUUCAAAAGAGAGCAAACAUAAAUUUAUGCAGACUUGUGUUCCACACUUAGUGGCACUGUUUAAUAUCACUAUUGCAUUAUUGUUUGAUGUUUUUUAUAGUCGAUAUGGUUCAAAUUCAAUUCCUCAAGCACUGCGAAAUUUCAUGGCACUGGAUAUUCUCUUUAUACCUCCUAUUUUAAAUCCCUUAAUUUAUGGAUUUAAACUGACUAAAAUACGCAAGCAUGUAAUGCAAUUGUUUCUCAGACACAGCUGUCUAAACUGA
Silurus meridionalis is the source of this 939-nucleotide messenger RNA. Its product is annotated as olfactory receptor 52D1-like. The record is from RefSeq and is a predicted model, not a curated record. Gene Ontology annotation, cellular component: membrane. Gene Ontology annotation, molecular function: olfactory receptor activity; G protein-coupled receptor activity. Gene Ontology annotation, biological process: G protein-coupled receptor signaling pathway. NCBI's taxonomy places the organism in Eukaryota, Metazoa, Chordata, Actinopteri, Siluriformes, Siluridae.